CCUCCUUCCAACCCCCACACCCCCCCUUCCCCUCACAUCCUUGGAAGCAACAAUUAAGCAGCUCUGGGAUAAAACACACUGACUGCGAGAGCACGGGGGCAUUGCUUCAAGAGAUGGCAAAGCAGGCAGCUGCACCCCUCCUUCCCGGAGUCCUCCUCCUCUUCUCCAUCCUCCCGGCUUCCCAGCAAGGAGGGGUUCCUGGUGCUAUCCCGGGAGGGGGAGUCCCAGGAGGAGGCUUUUUCCCAGGUGCUGGGGUUGGAGGUUUGGGAGCAGGGCUCGGGGCUGGAGGAAAACCUCUCAAACCAGGGGUCGGUGGCCUCGGGGGACUUGGCCCUCUUGGCCUCCAGCCAGGUGCUGCAGGUCUGCUCCCAGGAGGUGGCUUCCCCGGGGGCGUCUUCCCAGGUGCUGCAUCCGCGGCUGCUCUUAAGGCUGCUGCGAAAGCUGGUGCUGGUCUUGGUGGCGUGGGUGGAGUUGGUGUUCCUGGAGGCCUCGGGGUCUCCGCAGGUGCUGUAGUGCCCCCAGGAGGGGUACAACCUGGGGUCGGCGCGGCAGGGAAGCCCCCCAAAGUACCAGGUGCUGGCAUCCCUGGAGCCUUCCCAGGCGGUGGCGUUCUCCCUGGUGCAGGUGUCCGUUUCCCUGGCGUAGGGGUGCUGCCUGGCGUUCCCACCGGCACCGGUGUCAAGGCGAAAGGUCCAGGAGCAGGAGCCUUCGCAGGAAUCCCUGGACUGGGAGGCUUUGGAGGCCAGCAGCCCGGAGUCCCUCUGGGGUAUCCCAUCAAAGCUCCCAAGCUCCCAGGUGGCUAUGGAUUGCCCUACAGCACUGGUAAGCUGCCCUAUGGUCUCGGACCUGGUGGGAUAGGAGCAGGACUUGGUGCUGGAAAGGCUGGGUACCCCACUGGGACAGGAGUUGGAGCACAGGCAGCAGCAGCGAAAGCAGCAGCUAAGUACGGAGCCGGUGUCCUGCCCGGGGCUGGUGGCAUCCCAGGGGUCGGCGGCAUCCCAGGGGUUGGUGGCCUGGUGCCUGGCGUUGGCGUUGUCCCAGGAGCUGGAGUCGGAGGGCCGGCGGCUGCAGCGGCAGCAGCGAAGGCAGCAGCAAAGGCAGGAGCCUACGGUGCAGGGGUGCUGCCUGGUGUCGGCGGUGUGCCAGGCCUCGUGCCCGGUGUCGGUGGUGUGCCUGGUGUCGGUGGUGUCCCCGGCUUGGUGCCCGGUGUCGGAGGAGCUGGAACGCCAGCAGCAGCAGCAGCAGCAGCAAAGGCAGCUAAGUAUGGAGCCGGCGUUGGCGUUCCUGGUGUUGGUGUUCCUGGCAUCGGCGGCGUGCCCGGUGUGCCCGGCGUUGCUGGUGUCCCUGGCGUGCCUGGUGUCCCUGGCGUGGCUGGUGUCCCUGGCGUGGUGCCUGGUGUCGGAGUGGGUGGCCCAGCAGCUGCUGCCGCAGCGAAGGCUGCAGCGAAAGCGGCCGCAUUUGGAGCUGGCGUGCCUGGAGCCGGUGUUCCCGGAGUUGGAGUACCUGGAGUCGGCGUUCCUGGAGUCGGCGUUCCUGGUGUUGGCGUUCCUGGAGUUGGUGUUCCCGGCAUUGGUGUUCCUGGAGUCGGUGUUCCCGGAGUCGGUGUGCCUGGUCUGGUACCCGGAGCCGGCCCUGCUGCCGCCGCUGCUGCCAAAGCGGCUGCCAAAGCAGCCAAGUAUGGGGCAGGUGGCCUGGCUCCUGGCGUGGGUGGCCUGGCUCCUGGCAUAGGUGGCCUGGCUCCUGGUGUGGGUGGCUUGGUUCCUGGUGUGGGUGGCCUGGCCCCCGGCAUUGGAGGUGUCCCAGGAGUCGGAGGUCCGGCAGCAGCAGCAAAAGCAGCAGCCAAGGCAGCCAAGUACGGUGCCGGUGUCGGAGGGGUGCCAGGCGCGGUGCCCGGUGGUCCCGGUGUGCCAGGAGUGACACCCGGCGUUGGCGGCGUCCCUGGGUUGGUGCCGAGCGUGGGGGUACCCGGUGCCGGCGUUCUCCCCGGGGCAGGCAUCCCCCAAGUAGGGGUGCAGCCAGGUGCUAAGCCUCCCAAGUUCGGAGUUCCCGGAGCUGGAGUCCCAGGGGUUGGUGGCAUCCCAGGUGGCCUCGGAGUUGGUGGCCUCGGAGCUGGUGGCCUUGGUGCUGGUGGCCUUGGUGCUGGGCUCUUGUUUCCAGGAGCUGCUGGAAAACCUCCCAAGCCAGGUUUUGGUGUUGGGGGGCUGCCAGGGCCUGGAGUUCCCGGCUUUGGCGUGUCACCGAUAUUUCCAGGUGGGGUCGGCGGCCAGCUGGGAUUUGGCGGGAAGCCCCCCAAGACCUUCGGAGGAGCCCUCGGGGCCCUGGGCUUUAGAGGUGGAGUCGGCUGCGCACAAGGGAAAUACUGCGGGAGGAAGCGGAAGUAACCGCCCGCCCCACCGAUAACCUCAUGAACUUUGGUGCUACUGCAUGGUCCAGAAUGUAAAUCCCCAGCCCAGCUGAGACCCCCCUGGCCCCCCGGCCCCACGCUCCCGGGAGGGACCCCACGGUGCGGCAGCAGCGCCGGGGCCUGCCCCCACCCCGGGAAUUCUCCCCCCCGACCCCCCCAGGGAGCGCGGAAUAAACUGCGGGGAGCAGCUGUCCCCCUUGGUGCUAUCGCUCCCUGCGGGGGGGCCUGGGACCCCCCUGACACCCCCUGCCCCGGUGCUGCCCCCCGGGGUGGGUGGCGAGAGCUGACCCGGGGGGGGGGCAGGCCGAGUGGGGGGCACGAGGGGCACCGGGGGGGGAAGGAGGGAGGGAGGGAGGGGGUCCCGGCGGCAGGGGACAACGUGGGGGGGCUUGUCCCCGCCGCCCUGCGACCCCCCCGGCUCCCUUCAUGUUACUCACUUUGAUAUAACUGGGUGGGACGCCC
Molecule: messenger RNA, 2866 nt
Organism: Anas platyrhynchos (mallard)
Lineage: Eukaryota; Metazoa; Chordata; Aves; Anseriformes; Anatidae
Gene: ELN
Product: elastin
Molecular function (GO): extracellular matrix structural constituent
Source: RefSeq, a predicted model, not a curated record